AUGCAUCACUUGAAUAGAUCAUCUCUAGAGGAGUACGAUAAAUUCGAAGAAGAAAAUCAUGAAUUUGGGAGUCUAGAUAGAGCGGACCAAAUAAUUCAAACCCAUAUUAACGACGAUGGGACUACUUCUAACUAUUUCGAUAAGAGAAAGUUAAAGAUAGCGCCGCGCUCAACGCUGCAGUUUAAGGUUGGGCCUCCAUUCGAGUUAGUCGAUAAUUAUAGUACUGUUUUCGAGACAAGUACUUCGGAACCUAUACUUUUCCAACUGAAUCCACGCAUUGACAGAGGUUUCGAUUUCAUUGAUGAUGAAUGGGUAGGCUAUAAGAGAAAUUAUUUUACAUUGGUCUCCUCUUUUGAAACACCGGGAUUGGAACUUGUUGCAUUCUUGAAUGGUUCUUACAGUAUUCAAUUGCAUAAUACUAAUGCUAUUCCAGAUGUUAAAGUAAAAUAUUUUGCAGUAAAGAUAAAGGCGAAAAGUGACGAUGACCAAACCGAGAUCUCCUUGGUACAACACACCGCUAAGAGGGAUAAAGGUCCCCAGUUCACCCCUGCCACUACUCCAUUAAUUCCAUCGGAGCUUCCUCAACAUCAGAUUAUUAGGGAGGCCUCCAAUGUGAGAAAUUUCGAUAAGAUGAGAAAAUAUGACUCGACUUUUUUCUUCCAUAGAGAUAGGAAUCCAGAAGAAUACGACGUCAAUGGUAUUGUUUCCUCGUAUCCCAUUGAAUGCAUUCAAAAAGUAGCUCGGUAUGAAAGAGUCCAAUUUGCAUCUUCUAUUAAUGUUAAGAAGCCAUCGCAGCAAAAUAAGCAUUUCCGUCUUCAUAUAAUAUUGGGAGCCGUCACUUCUCCACCUAGUGAUUUGAGCCCUUACGCAGCAUAUAACAGUUCUCUAAACAUGUGCGAUGAGGAAGUUCUCGAAGAUGGAACAAGAGAGUAUUUUGUUCCUUUACAAGAAAUGCAAACUCCGCCGCUGAUAAUUCGAGGCAGAUCUCCAUCAAAUUAUACUUCAUCGCAGAGAAUUGCUGUUAGAACAAAUUCAUCAUUGAGUCUAGGCAAAAAGAGCUCUGCAUCACCAAACAAUCCUAUCUUGACCUCUCAGCAACCCGUAUCAUCACCGAUAAGUUCAUCGCCGCUGAAGAAGAAAGUUGGUAGGCCUGCGAAGAGAGGUGCAAAGGUUAGUGAACCUACAUCAGUACCUCCUUCAGUGGUUAAAACCAACAUAAAGGAAGCUGGCUAUCGAGCCUCUAGACGGGUGGAGACAAUAGAGCAUAUUGAGCGGUUGUACAAGGAAGGUUCAUCUAUAGGUCUCAGAAAAAGUGACAGUACAGACAGAUACUCAAAUGAAAAUGUGGAAGAUGAAUCUAAGAGACCAAGGCUAUCAAGAAAUAGCUCUAUCGAUCCGAGAGAGAUUGAACUAAAGCCGUCAAGCUUUGAACCAGACGAAAAUGUCUAUAUAGUUGGAUCGUUAGCAUUAACAGCAACGCUGAAAUCGCAGCGAGUCGAGAAGAGUGUCAAGAGAAGAAAAACUGAUGAACAAUCAACUUCUAAGAUGCCCGAAUUGCAAGCUGCUAUCAAGGCAAACCAAGCCUCUCUUCUUUCACCCAGAUCUUUAUCUUCACAUUCAGCUACUAAAUCCCCUGAUCCGCAGUCCCCAAUAGAUGAGACUCAAAUAGAGCAAUCGUUUGAAGAUUCCCUAAGCAAUGGGCUCCACUCGAUAUCGCUUUCCAUGCUCAACGAAACGUCAUCCAAUUACUGUCAUGUCACCACUACCGCUCAUUCAGAAGAGGAAAACAUACCGCGAACAUUUACUCGAAUCAUUGGCGAGACCUCUUUUACAAAUUUAUACACUUACAAGCAAGAGGUUCGAAUACCAGAGAGUAUUUCAACGAAGGAUGUUAACAAUUUACCAUCUCAAGUCGAAGAUGGCAAUUUCUAUGAAGAGCUCAGCUUCUAUAGGCACUAA
Molecule: messenger RNA, 1959 nt
Organism: Torulaspora delbrueckii
Lineage: Eukaryota; Fungi; Ascomycota; Saccharomycetes; Saccharomycetales; Saccharomycetaceae
Gene: NDT80
Product: transcription factor NDT80
Exons: 1
Coding region: 1-1959 (652 amino acids)
Biological process (GO): meiotic cell cycle; positive regulation of transcription by RNA polymerase II
Cellular component (GO): nuclear chromosome
Molecular function (GO): DNA-binding transcription factor activity; DNA binding
Source: RefSeq, a predicted model, not a curated record